AUGGGAAGAUGGGUUUUGGCCUAUGAUCGAGUGGAGAGGGGGGGAGGGAGCCAAUGGGAGAAGAGGUUGUGGUGUGUUUUGUUCUGGAGGUUGGGCACACACUAUCGAUUUUUAGGCGGUUUGGUCAAUUGGGUUGAUGCGCGGGAUGUUCGUCAACUGGAUACGCGUGGAAGUCGCAGUCCCGGCUUUGUCGAUACGUUCGACUUGUUCCUUGCCAUACCACGCACAGAAUGCUACUACGCGAUCGAAGGAAGCCUGUUGGAAAUCUCAUCACACGGCGCUCGUAACGCGUCGUCAUCAUUGCCGCAACGACAGCAUGUUCCGGUUUCGAGUGCAGAGCAAUACGUACUGCAAAAGUCAGUGAUCAACUGCACGAUCGCUACGUGGGUCUUGCCAUCCAGCAAGACCCUAAGCGGCGUCGCUACAGUCUUGUCUGUUUGGUAUACAUCCGAGAUCGAUCUCAAAGAUUAUGGUGCACUGUGUGUACAUAAGUUGUCUACUGCAGAUGCAAGCCACGACCUCAUUGAAGGUUAUCUCCGUCACGUGCUUGUGAAGCGCGUGACAGUGUGCCUUGUUCAGAAUCGCGUGACUGCUGGUUUGCUGGAUGGCUGA
Molecule: messenger RNA, 612 nt
Organism: Peronospora matthiolae
Lineage: Eukaryota; Oomycota; Peronosporomycetes; Peronosporales; Peronosporaceae
Source: the annotation of a GenBank genome assembly